Porites evermanni is the source of this 586-nucleotide messenger RNA. The record is from the annotation of a GenBank genome assembly. NCBI's taxonomy places the organism in Eukaryota, Metazoa, Cnidaria, Anthozoa, Scleractinia, Poritidae.
AUGAAAUCUACAGUAUUGAUUCUUCUUUGUUUGACGCACUUGUUUUCACUGCUGGUAAAAGAGACUGGUUGUAUUGGGUCACGCGUUUGGCGUAAGAACGGCAAACGUGGGAAGGUAAUGACCAUUUUUCAUUGUCAUAACUGUUAUGAUAACAACUAUUCCAACGGGAAGGAGGCUAAACCAACUUUCUAGUUGGUUCCGCCUUUCAGUGUUCAUUGUCAUGUUUUUUUUCGGUGUUUGUCAUCAACCAAAAGAAAAUGUGGUCGUCUUUAAAUUACAGAGAAACUUUUCAUGAUGAUUAAACAGACGUCACGGGAACACUCGCUCGCUUCGUGAGAGCUCAACUCUCACGAAGACUGGUUUAAUUAUUAUUCAAAAUAUGGUAUGGAAAGUUCAUGACUUUCUUAGGCUAACAAAUUUCUAACACAGGGUGCCUACCUGAAAUGGGUUCAGCCUACUACGGAUUUCAUCGGUUUUUUUUUUUUUUCAGGAGACGAGACCGAACUACCGGCGCAAUAUUUCUGCAGCCGUUCGUGAGUUGGAUUGCAAACGGGAAUUAGAGGAGGAUCGGCAGCAGGAGCAGUGA